UUUUCCUCCAUUACCAUGUCAAAACCCCACUCAAAAGUCCAAAGAAUUACCCAAAAAGUACAGGGUAGCCUACACUCUUCACAGUUCAACCAACCAUCGGAAAACCAACCACUGCCAACGUAACUGGAAAGUUUAGACGCGCAAUAGGCCUACAGAAAGUGAAGCUUCCAUCAUGUGAUUUUUUUAAACAGUGCGGAGCUUCAUUGAAAAAUGAGCCUCUGUUUCAUAGCCUACAUGUUGUGGCUUCGUAUUUGUUAACCGUAUCAACAGUGCAAAAUACUGACUAUAGCCUACGUGGGUAAUGUAAAUUUCAAAUGAAACAAGGAAAUGUAAAAAAAAAACAAAUCAUUGACCGGAAUCAGGCAGGGACAAAACAGCUCCACUUUCAACACAUCAGGAAAGAGUCAUCUUACAGUCUGGACUGUAAAAUAUAUACAAUUACUCUAAGCAUGCCUCUGACAGUGUCUCAGGGAGAGGGAAUGAUGGUCAUCACCGUCACCUCAAACCCAAAGAGCAAAUGGCCCGCACUGUGUCAGAUUCUGAGUUCUCUGUGCUAUGGUCCAGUGUGUUUUGCAUCUGAGGAUAUGAAAGAGAAGUUGACAGACACCCUGAGAGUUAUUGGGAUUGUACAGAUAGUAGUUGCAGUCAUGAAUCUUGUGUUGGGUUGUUUUGGCAUCAUCUUCUUUAUUGCUACCACUUCGGUCAGCAGUAUGGUGUUGUCGGUUCUUCAGCUCUGUGUGGUUGUCACUUUCUGUAUUUUGACCAUAAAAUCUUUGUGCAAGAAGGGUGGGAGUGCAAAGUUAGUGGACAAAACAGCUUCAGUAUCUAGAAGUGGAAUAAGCCAAUAUUCACUUCCGUUUGGUGGCAGCUGUAGCAUGACUCUUGCAUCGUCUCAGGAUAUGAAAGAUAAGCUGACAGACAUUCACACAGCACUUGGGGCUGUACAGAUAAUGGUUGGUGUCAUGAAUAUCACAAUGGGUUGUUUUGGCUUCAUCUUUUCUUUUUGGAUCGGUGGUGUGUUCCUUGUUGUUGGAAUUACGUGUGUUCUUGCAGUAAAGUUUUCCCGUCCUAAGCUGCUGGUCAUCACAGUGAUUCUGAAUGUAGUCAGUGCUGCACUGGCAAUCACAGCUGCUGUGCUGUAUUCAAUGGACCUAGCAAUGGGAAGCAGUUUAAGCUGUUACAGAGAAUAUUAUUAUUAUUCAUCUAAUAAUGACUGGCUUACCCAAAAAAAGAGUAACUUUGAGUCCUGUUUUUACUACAAGAAUCUCAAUCAGAUGAUCCUCGGAGGGCUAGAUAUCAUGAUGAUAGCGCUGUCGGUCCUUCAGCUCUGUGUGACCAUCAGUUUCUGUGUUUUGACUGGGGAAGCUUUGUGCAAGAAGGAUGAAGAUGUAAAGUCGGUGGAGGAUCCAGAACUUCACAAGCCACUCCUGGAAGAUGACACUCCUGGUCCUGCAUGUUAAAGAGACAAGAUAAACACAC
Molecule: messenger RNA, 1479 nt
Organism: Sinocyclocheilus rhinocerous
Lineage: Eukaryota; Metazoa; Chordata; Actinopteri; Cypriniformes; Cyprinidae
Exons: 11
Coding region: 315-1460 (381 amino acids)
Cellular component (GO): membrane
Source: RefSeq, a predicted model, not a curated record